This is a messenger RNA of Jatropha curcas, 2135 nucleotides long. Its product is annotated as nucleolar protein 56. Lineage: Eukaryota; Viridiplantae; Streptophyta; Magnoliopsida; Malpighiales; Euphorbiaceae. Gene Ontology annotation, molecular function: snoRNA binding. Gene Ontology annotation, cellular component: box C/D methylation guide snoRNP complex; small-subunit processome. The record is from RefSeq and is a predicted model, not a curated record.
UUAUGAUAAAACCCUAACACCAAAACCCUUCAGUUCCUCCUUCGUUCUCAUUCCUUCUUUCAGCCGAUAACAUACAACGGAGGGAAAGGCUAUAGCUCAUACUAUUUUACGUUAAAGCCAUGGCGCUGUAUUUACUAUACGAGUCGGCGUCUGGUUACAGUCUCUUUCUUGCUAACGGACUCGAUGAAAUUGGACAGAACACAGAAGCUGUUCGCAACUCCGUCGCAGAUCUCAACCGCUUUGGCAAAGUCGUUCAGUUAACUGCUUUUCUUCCUUUCGAGUCAUCUUUAGAUGCAUUGAAUCAGUGUAACUCAGUCUCUGAAGGGCUUAUGACUGAGGAAUUGAGGAGCUUUUUAGAACUCAAUCUUCCUAAAGUCAAGGAAGGUAAGAAGGCAAAGUUUAGUUUAGGAGUUGCUGAGCCUAAAUUGGGGUCACAUAUAUAUGAAGAGACAAAAAUACCUUGCCAAAGCAAUGAAUUUGUUCUUGAGCUUCUUCGUGGUGUUAGACUACAUUUUGAAAGGUUCAUCAAGGACCUAAAGCCUGGUGACUUGGAGAAAGCCCAACUUGGUUUGGGGCACAGUUAUAGCAGGGCAAAGGUCAAGUUCAAUGUCAACCGUGUUGAUAAUAUGGUUAUUCAAGCAAUUUUCCUUCUUGAUACUCUUGACAAGGAUAUUAAUUCCUUUUCAAUGAGAGUCAGAGAAUGGUAUUCUUGGCAUUUCCCUGAAUUAGUGAAGAUUGUUAAUGACAACUAUCUUUAUGCAAAGCUUGCCAAGUUCAUUGAGGACAAGGCAAAGUUGUCAGAAGACAAAAUUCCUGAAUUAACAGACUUACUUGGAGAUGAAGAUAAAGCUAAGGAGGUUGUAGAAGCUGCCAAAGCAUCAAUGGGACAGGAUUUAUCUCCAAUUGACUUGAUUAAUGUCCAGCAGUUUGCUCAGAGAGUAAUGGAUCUCUCUGAGUAUAGGAAAAAGCUCUAUGAUUAUCUGGUUACUAAAAUGAAUGACAUUGCACCCAAUUUGGCCUCCUUGAUUGGUGAAGUUGUUGGUGCUCGUUUGAUUUCUCAUGCUGGCAGUCUAACAAAUCUGGCUAAGUGCCCUUCUUCUACCCUUCAGAUCCUUGGUGCUGAGAAGGCACUAUUCAGGGCAUUGAAAACUCGAGGAAACACACCAAAAUAUGGCUUGAUUUUCCAUUCAUCUUUUAUUGGUCGAGCAUCUGCCCGCAACAAGGGACGCAUGGCUCGUUAUCUGGCAAACAAAUGCUCAAUAGCAUCUCGGAUUGAUUGUUUUUCUGAGAGGGGCUCUACAAUUUUUGGAGAGAAACUGAGAGAACAAGUUGAAGAGCGUUUGGAUUUCUAUGACAAGGGAGUUGCACCUCGCAAAAACAUUGAUGUGAUGAAAGCUGCAAUUGAAGGUUCUCAAAAGACAGAUGUUGAAAUGGAAACAGAAGAACCAGCUGUACAUUCAGCUAAGAAGAGCAAGAAAAAGAAAUCCAAAUCUGAGGCUGCAGAGGGUGGUGAACCUAUGGCAGAGGAUAAACCAACAGUGGCUACAAAUGGAGAUGCUUCAGAGGAUGCUAAAUCGGAGAAGAAAAAGAAGAAAGAAAAGAGAAAAAUGGAGGAGGAGCAGGCUGUGGAGAAUUCAAAUGUUGUAAACGGGGAUGACGCAGACCAGGAUGGGGCUACCAAGAAGAAGAAAAAGAAGAAGAGUAAAGCCGAAGAUGAAGAAGAUGUGCAGCCUGCUAGUGACAUAAAGAAGAAAAAGAAGAAGAAAUCAAAAAAAGGGGACGAGGAAUGACUUCGACUGUUGUAUCUGAGUUGCUGCAUAAUAUUGUUUGUCAGCAGAAUUUUGAUUGUAGAAGUUGCCUUAGUUCUCUGUUAUUAAAUAUGAAUUGUGAUAAAAUUAGGUGUCCUGAAAACACGUGAAAUAUUCACUGGUUAUUUAAUUUUAAGUUUGUGUUUAUUUGUCUGUUCUUAGUAGAUUUUGAAUGUAGAGGGGAUAAAACUACCAUGGACAUUUGCUUCCAUGGCUAUUUAGAUCUGCUGUUUUUGGGUGGCUGGCAGGUGAAGGUUUUGACCGGAGGUCUUGAACGUUUGUGAUCUAAAAUUACAGCUGCAAGACGGCAAGACUUGAUUUUCUCUU